This is a messenger RNA of Eucalyptus grandis, 744 nucleotides long. RefSeq lists its product as uncharacterized. NCBI's taxonomy places the organism in Eukaryota, Viridiplantae, Streptophyta, Magnoliopsida, Myrtales, Myrtaceae. The record is from RefSeq and is a predicted model, not a curated record. The transcript has 3 exons. The coding region runs from base 1 to 744 and encodes 247 amino acids.
AUGGACAGAGACCAGCACGAGCUGCAGUUUCUCGGGUUCGUCGACGUCUAUAGAGAGAGCUCCAAGAUCAUCAUCAAGGGAGGAAGAUCUUCGCUCAGAUCACGUACACGCUCAUCCUCCUUCUCUGCAUCAUCUUCCUUGCACUCUCUGAGGAAGGACAGCCCGAGGUACAGGGAUCUGUGCUGCAUGCUCAAGAAUUUCUGGCUCGUCGAGCUCAGCUCCUUCAUCUCCGUCUUCGUCUUCUCUCUGCUUUCAACCUCAGCUGUUGUCUACAUGGGGCUCGUCAUCGUGAGGCAAUUUUCAGUUGGCCCUGCACUUGGGAUUGCCCUGGCGGUCAUUCUCUUGAUCUUGUACGUUGUUGGGUUUGUUUAUAUCACCAUGAUUUGCCAAUUGGCGAGUGUGAUCUCGGUUCUUGAAGAUGCGUACGGAAGGAAGGCGAUGACGAAGAGCAAGGGACUGAUAAAGGGCAAGAUGGACCUACGAGUUUGGUGCUUUUUUGGUGUCUUGGUGUGCUCCGUCCUGGUUCAGGCACUGUUUGGAUCCCUUGUGGCCUUGGACGCGGUUCCUCUUGGAGUCAAGAUUGGGAUCGAGCUGAUCUGCAUGAUGUUGUUGUCGAUGUUGGUGCUGUUCAAUUUGAUCGUGCAAACAAUGAUCUACUUCGUCUGCAAGUCCUACCACCAUGAGAACAUCGACAGCUCCUGCUUAUCUGAUCAUCCGAAGGUCUAUCUUGGAGACCGUCUGUAA